UGGACGCCCUCAGGAGGGACGAGGAUAUGGAUCAAUUGAGGCAGAUCAUCUCCUUAGUCCAGCUUAUCUACAACCAGUGUGAAGAGAUGAAAUACUGCCAGAAACAGUGCUGGCAUCUAAGAAGCCAUGUCCAUGGCCUGCUGCAGCCUCUGCAAAUGCUCCAGGCCCAAGGAGAGAGGAACCUGCCCACCGAGAGAACCACUGCCCUGAAACGUUUCCAGGCUGCCCUAGAGGAAGCUAAGGAGCGGAUAGAUAAGUUCAGCAAUAAAUAGAAGUUUCUAACAGCAGGGCAUGACAGAAUACUCUUCAGUGGAGUGAACAAGAGGCUGAGAGAUGUCUGAGAGUUCUCACUGCUGCUUCAGGUGGAUCAACGGAUGCAUAUUUCAAGCAUCAGCCCAGGAGCAUUCUGGCAACAGGAAGAUCAAUAGGAUGCAGAGGAAGACAGGAGGGUUAUCCAAGGACUGAGAAGUGCAUACUUUGCUGCUAACAGCUCAUGGCCGCCAUCUGCAGAGGAAUAUCCAUGGGCGCUGGAGCCCCUUGGCCCUGAGAGGCUGCACCAUUCGGAAACACCUGCAGAACUCCACAGAAACAUCAGCAGCACGAGCUUCCUGGUGACUAAAGACUGCAACGUGAAGCUUGCAGGAUUUGAGUAGAAAACACAGAGUUCCAUCAGCUGACCAACUAAAGGAAAAGAAGCAGAGAGAGUCAAUUCUGCCGCAUACAUCUCACCUCAGAGACUGGAAAAUGUGUAUAAUAAAUAUGACAUAAAAGCUGAAAUAUACAGCUUUGGAAUCGUCCUCUGGGAAAUCGCCACUGGGAAAAGCCCAUUUGAAGGCUGUGAUUCCAAGAAGAUCUACCAGCUGGUGGCUGUGGACCAGCACCAGGAGCCAGUGGAUAAAGAUUGCCCUUCACAGUUGCAGGAGAUCAUUGAUGAUUGCUGUGCAUAUGAGCCCUCCAGGAGGCCCUGUGUUAAAGGUAGGGCUUUUUCUGGUCUAAAGAGCAUGGGCCACAUGUGUUACUUAACAUUUGUGAAAGAUUUUCCUUAUUUGACGGACGUAGGUUUCUACCAAUUGUACGAGGCCUCCUCGAGCGUGGUCCCGCCUAGUCCGUUUACGAAGGAUCAGCCAAUGAGAGCACCGCUGUUUCAGCCAGUGGCGACCAAAGAAAGAAGAAGAGAGGGUAUUGGCCGCCGACUGGGACUGCUGCCCAAUAGGAGCAGGCCGAGGCCGCAACACAGGCUGGCGGAUUGA
Messenger RNA from Lagenorhynchus albirostris (white-beaked dolphin), 1250 nucleotides. RefSeq names its product mixed lineage kinase domain like pseudokinase (gene MLKL). Gene Ontology annotation, molecular function: protein kinase activity; ATP binding. The record is from RefSeq and is a predicted model, not a curated record. Lineage: Eukaryota; Metazoa; Chordata; Mammalia; Artiodactyla; Delphinidae. Gene Ontology annotation, biological process: cell surface receptor signaling pathway; protein phosphorylation.